CGAGCCUCAUCACCACCAAAGAUGUCGAUCAGCGAGUUGCCAAAUGAAAUUCAUGACAAGAUAUUCACUUACGUCGCGCAGGAUGAAGAUGACCUCCAAGAUCCGAUCUGGAGCUUAGCAAGUAUCUCCAGAACCUCGAGUCGUUUUCAUCACUCCGCUGAGCCACUUCUCUACUUAACAUUCGAGGAAUUUAACGAAAGAUCUCUUCUUAAAUAUCUUGGAACUAUCUUAGAAUGUCCACAUCUCGCUGCCCACGUUAGGCAAUACCAGGGAUGGCACAAACCCAAGACCUUCACCAAAUACUCUGUCAACAACUUAUUCUUCUCUGGUUGGAAUGUGCAGAAAACUUUUUUGCGAAGUAUUCUUCACGGGAUUGCAUCCGACGACCGGGAAGCGCAGGACUGGGUCGAAGCUAUCGAGGAAGGAUCCUGGGAUGCAACGACAGCAUUAGCUCUUGCACAUCUGCCCAAUCUUCAACACCUCCACCUUGCAAUCAUAGGCAUCCAUCGGCCUAUCAGCAUUUUUCAAGUAGACCACCAAGUCGGGAACUACUAUUGGGUUAGGGAAACAUUGAUGCGAGCUGCCCAGUUGCAACACCAAGGAAUAUCGUCGCCGCUAUCUCUCGAACACAUGACGACGCUUACACUCGUGCCAAACCGGGAAGGUAGCCGAGAACUCUCGGCGUCCCAACUACUGCCGUUAUUAAAGCUGAAAUCCAUGAGAAAGCUGGUUGCAAGAGGGUGGGAUCUCCGCUGGGGGAUAAUCGACAGGGUUGACACGACCAUUAUCGAACUGGAGCUCCUGAACUUCAAUCUGAAGGAAACCUUCUUCACACCGUUCUUCGAGUGCUUUCCAGCCCUCGAGAAGCUGCAUUGUGAGCAUUUACAUGAAGGAGACAUCAGCCCCAGCCAACUGAUAAUGAUGUCCCUGGCGCAUACGCUCAUUCAACUACGACCCCCGCUAAGAGAGCUUCAUGUCAAGAACGGGAGCGGGUGUGGUGAUCGAGACAAUCUUGGUGAUAUGUCAAUGAUAAAGUCUUUUUCAGGAUUCGAAAACCUCGAGGUUAUUGACAUAUUGGCUUACGAUCAAUGGAUUCGUUGGGUAUUUGUAGAUCAUGGAAAACAUCAGCUUGCGCCUUUAGUUGCGUUGUUGCCGGGCUCGAUAAAGCGGCUUGCCUUGAGGAACGCUUCGACUUGGACUAUUGAGCACGUAAUGGGACUCUUGCAGCAUAAGGAUAGGGUUCCUAAUCUAAAACUUCUGGUGAUAGGAUUUGUUCGGUGGUUCCACUUGAAUGAGGCAGCUGGAGAAUUGGGGCUUUUGUUGGAAACAGGUUCUCGAUGCGGAAUUGAAAUAUUGGUUGAAGGGGGAAUAAUUAUGUGUCCAGAUACAGUAGAGGUAGACUACGACCCCUACCCGCUUUAAAAAGUAAUGUUGAUAACACCCGUCAAAACUUUAUGAAAACCUACAACUAUAGCGAAAA
Messenger RNA from Hyaloscypha bicolor E, 1480 nucleotides. RefSeq lists its product as uncharacterized. Bases 22 to 1422 code for a protein of 466 amino acids. The transcript has a single exon. Lineage: Eukaryota; Fungi; Ascomycota; Leotiomycetes; Helotiales; Hyaloscyphaceae. The record is from RefSeq and is a predicted model, not a curated record.